AUGCACGCGAGCAUGGACACCCUCUCGAGUGACCAGCUGGUGGAAGGCCUCACCCAGGUGAUCAUCGACGUCGAGGCGGUGGCGGCGUGCGAGAUGGCCCGCGGCAUCGGCAGGUCGCGACGGGUCUACGCAGAGUGGGCUCGACGCGCGUGGCGCAAGAACCCAGGACGGCUUGGCGCCCUCGCCCAGAUCCUUCAGCACUGCAAGAAGGUGCAGGCCUGGCCACUCCAACUCACGGCCACGCUCUCGGCCUUGGCGCCGAAGCCGUCUGGAGAAGGAGACCACGUGCUGGGCAUGGCGCCGCUGGUCGUCAAGCUCUGGUCAAGGGCCCGCCAGACGUUCACCAGCCAGUGGUGCUCCAAGCGCGCGGCGCUCUGGGACCUGGCGAUCCGAGGAUCGUCUGCGAUCCGAGCUGCGCUGCUCCGAGCGACCCCGGAUGACGCGGCGCAGGAGCAGGACCUGAGCUUCCUCGUCCUCCUCCUCGACAUUGAGAAGUGUUACGACAAUGUCUCGCUGGUGGGCCUCCUUCGGAUCGGGCUGGACUUCGGCUUCAGCCCCACCGCCAUGGGCCUGGAGGUGAAGGUCUACCUUCGCCCUCGGUACCUACGUGAGCGAGGGUGGAUCAGCGAGGCCAUCUUCCCUGCCCGCAGUAUCGUGGCUGGUUCCUCGCAUGGGGCACCGUUUUCCAAGCUCGCGCUCUACCCGAUAUUGGAGCGCGUGCAUCAGGCAGCCCCUUCGGCAGGCCUGUGGACGUUCACCGACACCAACGGGAGGUGCGAGGGGACGGCCAAGUCGGCGCUCGCCAUCAUGGACAUCAUCGGCACGACGCUCGAACAAGGACAGAGGCAGAGUCGGUCGGUGGUCUCCUGGACGUCUGUGCUCGUCGGCUCGACCCCGCAGCUGGCCCGCAUCGCUGCCGGCAGACUCCGCGCCCGUGGAGUGCCAGUCAGGGAGGCGAAGUCGGGGGUUGACCCGCACGUGGAUUGUGCUGCUGCGAGACGCCGUGGCUCUGCCAAGGCCCUGAUUGGCAGGAGCACGACGACGGGCUGGCAAGAUCCAGAGGCUCCGGCGCUCG
Messenger RNA from Prorocentrum cordatum, 1075 nucleotides. The record is from the annotation of a GenBank genome assembly. NCBI's taxonomy places the organism in Eukaryota, Dinophyceae, Prorocentrales, Prorocentraceae.